AUGAAGCGCGUGAUCGGUCGGCCGAUGCUUACCCUUCACCUAAUUCUACUCCAACUCCCCUCGGGAAGAAUCUCACUCCUACUCGGAUGGGGGAAGCAGAAGCAGGGCAUCGUCACCGAUUUGCUCCGCCGCAUCGACGGCGUAUAUAAUCCCAGCUCUUAUCUUUCUCCCCCUGUCUCGCCAGAUCCCUAUCCAAUGGAGGAACCGACGGCGGCCGGCCCCGACUGGUCAAAGCUGCCGCCGGACGUCCUCACCACCGUCCUCGGCGACCUCGAGUUCCCGGAUCUAUUCCGCGCCGCCGACGUCUGCACCGCCUGGCGGGCCACCGCCCGCGCCCUCCGCCGCCUCGGGAUCUACAGCCGCCCCCAAACCCCCUGCCUCCUCUACACCACCGCCGCCGCCGGCCCCCGCGCCGCCGAGCUCUUCAGCCUCGCCGACAAGAAGGCCUACAGGGCGCGCCUCCCGGACCCUCCCAUCGGGGAGCGCAACAUCAUCGGCUCCUCGUACGGGUGGCUCGUCACCGCCGACGCCCGCUCCGAGCUCCACCUCCUCAACCCCGCCACCGGCGAGCAGGUCGCGCUCCCCUCCGUCGCCACCAUCGAGCAGGUAAGCCCCAUCCUCGACCGCCAAGGCAACCUUGAAAGGUACCAUCUUUCUCUCCAUGGGGAUGAUCCGCAGCCCUAUGGGGUGGACGAGCUCCGCGGAGUCCUCUAUCUCAAGGCCGUGCUGUCCUGCGAUCCCGCAUUGGGGGAUUGCACGGUCGUGCUGAUUCACAAUCCCUAUAGGGAUCUCUCGUUUGCGAGGGUCGGCGAUGACAAGUGGCACUGGAUGCCUUCGGCACCUCGUGAACCGCCGCGGUACUCAGACUGCAUAUUUGGCGAUGAUGGUGCGCUCUACGCCAUGGAUCUCCUCGGCGGGAUGUAUCGCUAUGCCAUCCAAGGUUCUUGUGCCACCCGGGAUAUGAUUUUCAAGGAAACUUCGCCAUUCGUGGCAUAUAAUGGAUACCUAUCCAAGACAUCAUGUGGCAGUGUGCUGCAAAUAUGGAGGGUCAAGAGGAAAACAAGGGGGGAGCAAGAAGAGAUGCAUACAGUUGAUAUUGAGGUGUACAUGACUGACCUUGACAAGCAGCAGAUAGUUCGUGUGCGGACGUUGGGGGAUUACGCGUUGUUCAUCGGGCACAACUAUACUUGUUGCCUUUCCACACAGGACUACCCAGGGCUUCUGCGGAACCAUGUCUAUUUUACGGACGAUGACGAGUAUUGGCUGAUAGAUUCGAAAGACAAUCGUCGGGAUGUUGGAAUACUAGAUUUGGAGGAUUUAAGUGCCACUGAUGUUGUAUCUCCUCAACCAUGGUUGAAUUGGCCAAUUCCCGUAUGGAUCACUCCAAGUUUUAAUAAGAUCCAUAAAUAG
Molecule: messenger RNA, 1410 nt
Organism: Triticum turgidum subsp. durum (durum wheat)
Lineage: Eukaryota; Viridiplantae; Streptophyta; Magnoliopsida; Poales; Poaceae
Source: the annotation of a GenBank genome assembly